Molecule: messenger RNA, 898 nt
Organism: Oenanthe melanoleuca
Lineage: Eukaryota; Metazoa; Chordata; Aves; Passeriformes; Muscicapidae
Product: nicotinate-nucleotide pyrophosphorylase [carboxylating]-like
Exons: 2
Coding region: 59-367 (102 amino acids)
Biological process (GO): quinolinate catabolic process; NAD+ biosynthetic process
Cellular component (GO): cytoplasm
Molecular function (GO): nicotinate-nucleotide diphosphorylase (carboxylating) activity
Source: RefSeq, a predicted model, not a curated record
CCCUGCCCUAUAGUGGGGCGUCGCUCUGGGGUUCCCCCUGACCCCCCCUCUUCCCCAGAUGAUUUUGGGGGUGCGCCAGGCCGGGGGCUUCACCCGCCGGUUGGGGGUCGAGUGCUCGAGUGCAGACGAGGCGCUGGCGGCUGCUGGGGCUGGGGCUGGGGCUGACAUCGUCCUGCUGGACAACCUGGCCCCCCAGGAGCUGCACGCGGCAGCGGCGCAGGUCAAGGCUGCUCAUCCCGGAGUGACGGUGGAGGCCAGCGGGGGCAUCGUUUUGGGGACCCUCCCUGAGUUUCUGGGGCCCCACAUCGACGUGGUGUCCAUGGGGUGUCUGACCCACAGCGCCCCCGCCCUGGAGUUUGCGCUGUGAGUGCUGGAGCCCUAAAAGCCAUCCCCUGAGCCUAGGACCCCCAAAAUCCAACCUAGGACCCUAAAAUCCUGCUCUGGAAUCCCAAAACCCAACCUGAAAUGCCCAAAUCCAUUCUGGGGAGGGUGAAACUCACCAUGAAACUCUGAAAUCCACUCUGGGAAUCCUCAAAUCCCGAAGGCCCCCCCCCACUGUGAAGUCUGGCACUGAGUCCUCCCAGUCACAAGGGGGCACCAAUUCUUGAGAGCUGCUCACAUCCUGGGACACACAAAAACCAUUUUGGACCCCAAAAUCUGUCUUAGAACCUCCUGAAUCAACCCUGGGACCUUAAAAGUCCACUCUGGGGCCCUCCAGAACCCAUCAUGGGACCCCCAAAUUCCCCCCGAGACCCCACAAAACCCACUCUGAGGAUCCCAAAUCUCCAUCCUGGGCUCCUCCCACUCACCUCCCCCCUCUAAGCUGGACCCAAAAUGCCACCCUGAGAUCUCCCCAUCCCCAUUGAAUCUUUGUACCCGCAAAUAAAUGCCUACCUCA